UGCAGAGACCUGUACUUGGGUGAGCGGAGGCGGAGCGGCCCGCGCAUGCGCACCGCGGCAGGAUAGCUUCUGCCCCUCCGUGACAUCCAGCGGGACUGAGCGACUGCUGCUGCGCUAUCGUCAAAUACAUGCUCCGCCUAAUCCCGCAGCCCUCCUCGAGCUCCGGGACCGCUAGAUAAUAACGCGCAGACCGCGGCGCUUCGGUGACGGUAAUUGAUCGGGGUUCGACGAGGAUGAGGCUGAUCGUGACGCGUGCGGAUGGAGAGGAGAAGCGCGAGCUGCCGCCUCCGUUCAGAAACCCGUUCGCGCACGAGCUGCGGUUCACGGCGGCGCAGAAGCUGCAGAUCGGUUUGAUGACGGUGACGCUCUUCCCCAUCCGGCUCUUCAUAGCAGCGUUCAUGAUGCUGCUGGCCUGGCCGUUUGCCUUCAUCGCUUCGGUGGGCCGCUCCGAGACGGCGGUGGAGCCGCAGUGCUUAUGGAGAAAGCUGGUGGACGUGGUGCUCAGGACCAUCAUGCGGGUCAUGUGGUUUGCCGGCGGUUUCCAUUGGAUCAGCAUUAAGGGCAGACAGGCUCUGCCCGCAGAAGCGGCCAUCCUCACCCUCGGCCCGCACUCGUCCUACUUCGACGCCAUUCCCGUCACCAUGACCAUGGCUUCUAUUGUGAUGAAAGCGGAGAGCAAAGACAUCCCAGUGUGGGGCACUCUCAUCAAAUACAUCCGGCCCGUGUUCGUGUCGCGCUCGGAUCAGGACUCCAGGCGGCAGACGGUGGAGGAGAUCAAGAGAAGAGCUCAUUCAGGAGAGUGGCCACAGAUAAUGAUUUUUCCAGAAGGGACGUGCACCAAUAGAACCUGCCUGAUCACAUUCAAACCAGGAGCAUUCAUUCCUGCGGUUCCUGUUCAGCCUGUCGUGAUCCGCUACCCAAACAAACUGGACACUAUCACGUGGACAUGGCAGGGGCCCGGAGCGUUUAAGAUCCUGUGGUUGACUCUGUGUCAGCUUCACAAUGAGUUCGAGAUCGAGUAUCUGCCCAUUUACUCGCCCUCAGAGGAGGAGAAGAAGAACCCAGCGCUCUUCGCUCACAACGUGCGCCGCUUGAUGGCAAAGGCCCUGCAGGUCCCCGUCACAGACUACUCGUAUGAAGACUGUCAGCUAGCCAUGGCGGAGGGUCAGAUCCGGCUGCCCGUCGACACGUGUCUGCUGGAGUUCGCUAAACUGGUGCGCAGUCUGGGGCUGAAGCGUGUGAACUCAGAGAAGCUCCUGCAGGAUUAUGGGAAGCGCGCUCGUGAACUGCAGGGUCAGAGACCGAGUCUGGAGGACUUCGCCCAGUUCCUCGAGCUGCCCGUGUCAGGCGAGCUCAGACACAUGUUCGCUCUCUUUGACGAGAAUGAAGACCACUCGAUGGAUGUCCGGGAGUUUGUGAUCGCCUUCUCUGUGGUGUGUCGGCCUGCAAAAACACUGGACACCAUCAGGCUGGCCUUCCAGAUGUUUGAGGCAGAGGAGGACGGUGCGAUCACAGAGAACGAGCUGAUGUGCAUCUUGAGGACGGCGCUGGGCGUCGGAGAGCUCAGGGUCAGCCGUCUGUUCAGAGCCAUCGAUGAAGAGGACUCGGGUAAAAUCACCUUCGAUGGGCACAGUGAGUGUGUUGCCCACACUGAGGCUGCGCUUGCUGAGACAGACUGCUCUCACUGCGAGAACCUGAGUAUUGCCCUGCUUCGCUCACGGAUCGCCUUCUUCAAUGAAGGCAGCCCCGCCCCUCCUGCUCUCCUGUUUCUCCCCUCCCAGGAGCCUAGGAGGAAGAAACAGCGGAGUCACAGAGCUGAGUUAUCGGGCUCGAGUGUGCUCACGCCAGCACAGGUCCCACAUGCUUCACUCUCCUCACGAGACUAUGAUUCACCAGUGCACUUCUCAUGUGAGGAUCAGUGCCCUCAUCUGCAGUGA
This is a messenger RNA of Sinocyclocheilus rhinocerous, 1937 nucleotides long. Its product is annotated as lysophosphatidylcholine acyltransferase 1-like. Gene Ontology annotation, cellular component: endoplasmic reticulum. The transcript is spliced from 14 exons. Lineage: Eukaryota; Metazoa; Chordata; Actinopteri; Cypriniformes; Cyprinidae. The record is from RefSeq and is a predicted model, not a curated record. Bases 234 to 1937 code for a protein of 567 amino acids. Gene Ontology annotation, molecular function: lysophosphatidic acid acyltransferase activity; calcium ion binding; 1-acylglycerophosphocholine O-acyltransferase activity.